Molecule: messenger RNA, 3717 nt
Organism: Hymenoscyphus albidus
Lineage: Eukaryota; Fungi; Ascomycota; Leotiomycetes; Helotiales; Helotiaceae
Source: the annotation of a GenBank genome assembly
CCUCAUGAAGGAACAUGUUUGUCACUUGAGCGCUACUCGUACAAAUGGCCCUUCCUGCCCACGUAUGUGUGUGGGUUCUGGUUCCGGGGGUUGCAUGUUGGUCUGGAGUUGAAAUAUUCCCUAGCAACAACCUUCAAUCCUCAAGGGUCUCAUCAUGGUUCAUCCGUGAGACGAACCAAUAUCCAUUAUCCAACCACCCGCACAAGUCGUUUGUUUGCACGCACAGUUCUCUUGACGGCAUCCUUUGACGAUCUUCAACAGCGGGGAUGGAGGGGGGGAUUUGAUAUCAUAAUCACACGGCUCACUUUGGGUUUUGUCCUCUCGUCAAAUGAGAAGCCGUACUGGUACUGCACGACCGAUCAAGAUGAGCGAAAUUCCACUUGGUGUUUGCCCGCACUUGACGAGAAACAGUCACUGAACUUCAAGGUUGACAGGUAUCCCACUUUCGCAAUUCGAUGAUCUCCUGUCUUUUGUAGCACAAUGGCGAGACCCUGAUGGAUAAGGUGAUGAUGUUCGUACGUGGCACCCCUUUUCCUGUACCAAGCGAAGAAAUGCCCCGCCAUCUACCGGACUUUUUUCUUGAGAUGAGCGUUUGAGAAAAAGUAAUACGAACAAAUAACGACAUCGCAAGGCUUGAAGAGUCCCACAAGCCAGGAACGGUUCACAGCUAGAGCGAGUCAGGAAUUGCCCCUCCUCUUCCGACUGUUAGGGUUUCAUGGCCCGUUGGCCCUUCAAGAAGUUGGCAUCUGGGUGCGGGUGCCGCGAAAUCACCGGCUUGUACGGAGUAAAUAUAAGUAUAGAAACAACAAGCAAAAUAACAACGAAGAUUCUCAACACAAGGGGAUUUUCCCGGGAUCGUCUCGCCGCCGCACAUCCGUCCGCGAGUCGCAAAUCGUAAGAUGCAGAUGCAAGCCAUCUUGCUCCAUAUUCAUGCACCAGAGCAACACUUAUUGACGGUGAUGGUUGCCCGCAGGAAGGGCGGCCGAUGGAGAAAAUCCAUUGGAUGAGUUGGGCAUGCAACGCUGCAAACAUGACAUGAGAGGGCCAGUAGUGGCAAGGUCGACUUCGGCAAGUCUCGAAAGGAAAGUCUCGAAGAGAUGGCCAUGAUUCAUAUUUCGUCUGGUGUGGUGUGGUCCUCAGCUUGCCAUCGCCAUGUCGGUAUGGGUAAGGUUGAGGUCUUGAGCACUCCAUCUCGUGCUACCGGUACUCACGUACUGUAGAGGUACUUUGCGGAAUGGAGGUGGAGUUGGGACGAGCGUUGAGGCGUUCUUGCUCUUAUCGCGAUAGAUCAUAAGGCGAUUCUGGCGGCUGCCGAGGGGCAUCGCGGGCGCGGGGUCAGACUGCCAGUGGGCGUUUUGAUGUUGUAAAUGAUGGCGUGGAUUUAGAUAAUUUGGCUAUGGUCAUGUGACUUUACAUCAACGCGCGAUACUAUUGAGACACCCCAAAAGCUUAAUGAGUCACCCUCAAAGUUGACGCGCUCUUUUGCUAAACAGCAGACUUUAAAGCCUUGGAGUCGGCAGUUCGGUCAAUGGUCCCAGCAUUACUCCGUACAUUAGUCUCUUCUUAAACUUCAUAAUACAGAUUACAUCAUAGUGCUCACUGACAUUAUUUGAGGUGCACAAAGUUGAUCACAAAAAGCAACUUCUUCUGCUGAAGACAACCUCUCACGCUUCGACCAGUAAAUGAUCCAAGUUUCCCGUUCCCAGCCACCAGCAGCAGCCCAAGCAGCCUUACGAGUACUCCUACUCCAUACCUUAAGCGAAAAUUCCAACCUCACCCCGCGCCCGCGCCUAUUACCACGGCCACUUCAUCGUCACUUUUUUCUUUGUCCAGUCCACUUCCCGUGACCACGACCAACUAAACCAGAAAUCUGCCAACGCCCUGGCCGGGUGCAACAAUGCCGUCGCAAAGCAGAAUUUCACAUGACAUUCCCAAUCAAAGAACGGAAGCGCCACCAUAGAGUCAUUUUCAACAAAAGGAAAAUGAAUUCGAAUUCAUCGUCGGCGUCAUCAAGCAACUUCGACCGUGCUUCGUAUACUGAACAACAGCAAACGCAAGUGCUACCGUCACGAUCGGGGUUUGUAAUCGAGGAGGUCAAUUCAGAGAACGAGGCCGAGUUUGGGUCUGUAGCUUCCGGGAGUCCCAUAGCCAUGGCUGCAGCUACUGAAAGCAUGAUCCCCAACCUCUUCACCACCCUUCCACCAAUCCGCGACUUUCUCGAUACCGGGUCUUCUCAGAUUCAGGACCAGACUAUACAAGAGUGCCUUCCGUUCCUGGCCGGCAUUGAGGAAGAUGUAAAGACCAAUGCAUAUGGCGUUCCCAAUCUUGACCGGAAAAGACACAUCCAUUUUCUUCACAAGACUUUGGCAAGGUUACCAGCGGGAUACGUUGCCGCCGACGCGAGUAGACCAUGGAUGUUCUACUGGGCGCUCAAUGGCCUUCGCACUAUGGGUGAGGAAAUUUCAGAUUACCGAGAGAGAGUCAUCUCUACCAUUAGUCCAAUACAAAAUUCAACUGGCGGGUUUGGUGGGGGAAACGGUCAAGCAUCACAUCUAGCACCAACAUAUGCCAUUAUAUUGUCCUUAGCGCUGGUCGGUGGCAAAGAAGCUCUGGAAGUUAUUGAUCGAAAGGCCAUGUGGAAGUGGCUUGGAGCAUUGAAACAAAAAGAUGGAUCCUUCCAAAUGUCCGUUGGCGGGGAAGUGGACAUGCGGUAAGUUUGACAAUACCAAAUGGUCGGUUGAGACAUUUAUUGACCGAAGAUAGGGGUGCAUAUUGUGCAACUGUGAUUAUCAGUUUACUUGACUUGCCAUUAGAGUUGCCCAAAGACUCUUCAGCGUGGUCACCUGAACACACGUCGUUCCUUUCGGGACUCCCAGAAUGGGUGGCACGAUGUAAGUUUCCCCCCAAUCACUAAAUCACUACAUGACUCAACCCCGCUAAUUCAUGUAGGUCAAACUUUUGAAGGCGGAUUUUCCUCCAGGCCAGAUGCUGAAGCACAUGGUGCCUACGCAUUCUGUGCUUUGGGGUGCCUCUGCAUCAUUGGCGAUCCUCACGUCGUGAUACCCAAGUAAGCAAGGUUCUCGUUUGGCACAACCGUGAAGCUAAUUUGACAGGUACCUCGAUGUUCCUCGACUGAUAUCCUGGCUUUCGGCUCGCCAGUAUGCACCCGAGGGGGGGUUUUCUGGUAGAACCAACAAGUUGGUAGAUGGUUGUUACAGUCAUUGGGUGGGGGGCUGCUGGCCUUUACUUGAAGCUUGUCUUGAGGGGCCAUCUUCCCCUACUACUUCAAACACAAACUUGAGCAACAGCAUCUACAGUAGAGAGGGUCUUAUCCGAUACAUAUUAUGUUGUUGUCAGGAUCAAUCAAAGCGAGGAGGAUUAAGAGACAAACCAAGCCAGUAAGCGCAAAAAAAUCUCCGCUUACGCAUAUUUCUCGCUCACCUUCUAUACAGUUCCUCUGACUCGUAUCACACAUGUUAUGUUCUUGCUGGGCUCAGCUCUGCACAACAUAAGUGGCGUUUCAACCUUUCAGAAAGCAAAAGCGAGCAGGUCGAGAACCUGACUUCCGCCUAUCAAUGGACCUCGGAAGUGAUGACCGAGGAACCCCAGAUUUUCGAUGAGGAAGAUCGGGUCAAAACUUUGCAUCCAGUGUUUGUGAUACCCGAGGGGGUCGCUGAGGAAACUAGAGCGUACUUUGCCUCAAAAGGUGGAUUUUGA